CUCCCUCUCUCCUCCCUCUCUUUGCACACAUAUCCUCCCUCCACCACUUCUCGGCUGCAUACUUUCAUACACACAUACACACACAGACACACACACAGGCACACAGGCACACACACACGCACAACAUGCCCAAGGAACCCAAGGCCAAGGCUGCAAAGCCCCAAAAGAAGAUCCCUGCCCUUGAUAUGCCCAAGCGGCCCGGCACUUCCUGGAACAUGUUCUUCAGGGAGCACAUGGAGAGGGUUAAGGCUUCCGGAAAGCCCGUUGUUCCCACUGUUGAGGGUGUAGUUGCCGCGCAAAUGUGGAAGAACCUCAGCCCUGAGGAGAAGCAGGUCUACCAAGACAGAUACAAGACAAACUUUGAGGAAUUCAAGCAGCAAACUAAGGACCGUCUUCAGGAAAUGACCCCUGCAGAGUACAAGCAGGAGAACCAGCGCCGCCAGGCUUUGCGUGAUGCCGGCAAGAAGGGUCUGCCCGCGCUCAAGGACCCUAACGCUCCUAAGAGGCCCUUGUCCAACUUUUUCCUGUUUGCCAAGGAUCUCCGUGAGUCUGGCAAGUACUCUCAUUUGUCACUCAAGGAACAAUCCAGGGCCUUCGCCGAUGCCUGGUCCACCCUUCCCGAGGCUGAGAAGACCAAAUACACGGAAAAGAACAGGACUGCGAUGGAGGCCUACAAGAUUCAGAAGGCUACCUACGAUGCCCAGACUUGAACAAGCACAACAGCCGCAUCUUGCAAUUGCUCUCCUUUCUGCUCUGCCUACUGUCUUUAUCCAUUUAAUACUUUUCCUGCUUUGAUGCGUUUACGAAUAAAAGAGAACAAUCAUCU
Messenger RNA from Gamsiella multidivaricata, 826 nucleotides. RefSeq names its product high mobility group box domain-containing protein. Lineage: Eukaryota; Fungi; Mortierellomycota; Mortierellomycetes; Mortierellales; Mortierellaceae. The record is from RefSeq and is a predicted model, not a curated record. The transcript is spliced from 3 exons. Bases 126 to 710 code for a protein of 194 amino acids.